Kazachstania africana CBS 2517 is the source of this 1386-nucleotide messenger RNA. RefSeq names its product bifunctional AAA family ATPase chaperone/translocase BCS1 (gene BCS1). The record is from RefSeq and is a predicted model, not a curated record. Gene Ontology annotation, biological process: mitochondrial respiratory chain complex III assembly; protein insertion into mitochondrial inner membrane from matrix. Gene Ontology annotation, cellular component: mitochondrial inner membrane. The transcript has a single exon. Gene Ontology annotation, molecular function: ATP hydrolysis activity; ATP binding. The coding region runs from base 1 to 1386 and encodes 461 amino acids. Lineage: Eukaryota; Fungi; Ascomycota; Saccharomycetes; Saccharomycetales; Saccharomycetaceae.
AUGUCAAGAAGCGAUGGCUCUGAGGUUGUGAGGGUCAUGAAGAACUCACUAGUACCUCAAGACCAAACUACUCUUCUGGAAGUGCCAAAUUUGAAUGAUGCUUCACUGAAAAGCAAACUGAAGCAAUUGGUAAAUGACUCGAUUAAUAACAAUCCAUAUUUCGCUGCUGGCGGUGGAUUAAUGAUACUGGGAUCAGGUCUAGCCAUCGCAAGAUCUGUAACAAUUAGACUCAGCAAAUUGUUUUACAAUCAAAUGAUAGUGGAUUUGGAAAUAAUAUCAAAGGAUAAGUCUUACAGUUGGUUUUUAACGUGGAUGAGUACCUAUCCAAAACGUUUUUCAAAGCAUCUUUCUGUAAACACAAACUAUAUCAAACGUGACAAUGGAUCUAUACAGACCAAAUUCUCCUUGGUUCCAGGGUUAGGCAACCACUGGAUUAUUUAUAAGAAAGCUAUAAUACUUAUCAAGAGGGAAAGGUCUGGUAGGAUGAUAGAUAUCACAAACAAUUCUCCAUUUGAAACAGUAACAUUGACUACCUUAUAUAGGGACAGACACCUGUUUGAUGAAAUUUUAAGUGAGGCAAAAGUACUAGCUUUAAAUACAAAUAAGGGAAAAACUGUAAUAUAUACUUCAUUUGGCCCUGAAUGGAGAAAGUUUGGCCAGCCAAAGGCCAAAAGGUCAUUACAAUCUGUAAUACUGGAUAAGGGUGUCAAAGAAAACAUUUUAAAUGAUGUUAAAGACUUUCUUCAGAACGGAAAAUGGUACUUCGAACGAGGCAUACCGUAUAGGAGGGGAUAUUUGUUAUAUGGACCGCCAGGAUCAGGUAAAACAAGUUUUAUACAAGCAUUAGCCGGUGAGUUGGAUUAUAAUAUAUGCAUUCUGAAUCUAUCUGAGCAGCAUUUGACAGAUGAUCGGUUAAACCACCUAAUGAAUAAUAUGCCUGAGAGGAGCAUCUUAUUACUAGAAGAUAUUGAUGCAGCUUUCAAGCAUAGAAUGGCUAAAAAUGACGAUUCGGGGUAUAUGUCAACUAGCGUUACUUUUAGUGGACUUUUAAAUGCCCUGGAUGGCGUGACUUCUUCAGAAGAGACAAUAACUUUUAUGACCACAAAUCAUCCUGAAAAGCUGGAUCCUGCAAUUAUGAGGCCUGGUAGAAUUGACUAUAAAGCUUUCAUAGGUAAUUCCACAUUGUUUCAAGUUGAGAAAAUGUUCCUCAAGUUCUAUCCAAAUGAAUUGGAGUUAUGUAAUGAGUUUUUGAAAGCAUUCAAGCAGUUGGAAGUUUCGAGUGUAAGCACCGCUCAAUUACAGGGCCUUUUUGUUAUCAAUAAAGAUAAGCCUAGGGAGGCAUUGAAUCAAAUCCAAACACUUGCAUUUUCGAACAAGUUACCUUAA